Molecule: messenger RNA, 579 nt
Organism: Gossypium raimondii (Peruvian cotton)
Lineage: Eukaryota; Viridiplantae; Streptophyta; Magnoliopsida; Malvales; Malvaceae
Exons: 3
Coding region: 135-371 (78 amino acids)
Source: RefSeq, a predicted model, not a curated record
AGCAUUUACUUCUUCUGUUCUCCAUUGUUUUACUUUCCUCAUUAUUAAUUCUCCCCUUCUAGAAAUUUCCAAGUUCUUCUUCAAAACCCUCACAUCCCAUUCGAUCAAAAGAACCCAAAUCUUUAUCAUCCACCAUGGGAGGAGGAAAUGCCCAAAAAUCCAAGAUGGCUCGUGAGAAGAACUUGGAAAAGCAAAAGGCUGCCGCCAAAGGAAGCCAGCUUGAUUCUAACAAGAAGGCCAUGACCAUCCAGUGCAAGGUGUGCAUGCAAACAUUCAUCUGUACUACAACAGAAGUGAAAUGCCGGGAGCAUGCCGAGGCGAAGCAUCCUAAAUCCGACCUAUACACAUGUUUUCCUCACCUUAAAAAGUAGCACACUGGGGAAGUGUAGAUGGCUUGUAGCAUGCAUCUAUCUUGUCCCAUUGGUACUGUAUGAGUAACUUCUUAAAAUCUCUCUCACAAAAGCCCUAUAAGCUCUCACUUGGUGAUUUCAAUGAUGCAAUUGUCAUGUCGUGUUCUGUCUCGAUACUUGCUUGUUGCUUGAUUUUGAUAUGAUUAAUGUGGUAAAGCUUGUGGUGUUA